GAUGAUCACUUUGCUGUUGUUUUAAAAUGUGGAAAAAAGUUUGAGUGGGCGUGUCCAUACUUGACUCGGCUAGUAGUGCAUACUUGCUAAACUGCCGCGGUAUUUUUCAGUCGCUCUGAAAACGCUCGUGUGCUUUAUCGUCAAAAACGGGGAGGAGAAUCAAACCCCAGCCAAUAAAAAAAACCCUCAAUAUGAGGUGAAACGCUCUAAUAGUCUGUUGUAUACAUAUCAGAUUACUGAUAGGCUAUAUCAGGCGUGCCCCUCUGAAGCUCGGUUUCACUUCCCCUCAUGCGAAUGAGUUUACUAAGAGUUUAAAUAAAGUUUAAAAGUUUUUAGCUGCUUGUAAACAGAAGCAGGAGUUGCAGGAGCUCGUUCGCUCAUGGCUGGGGUCGGCGGUAAGAGCGCCGCGCCGUUCUCCGUGAUCAAGCGCUCGUUGUCGCUGCGCUCGGUGCUCUCCGGCGGGCGGCGCAGCGCGCAGGAAGGGCGGCUGGUGACCCGUUCUCCUCACCCGCUCCGGACUCACCGACACCCCGCUUAUGUGUGCUUCUCCUGCCAGGACUCCAUGAGCGAAACCCUGCGGACCUGCUACGCGUAUCUGAACCAGACCAGCCGGAGCUUCGCGGCGGUGAUCCAGGCCCUGGACGGAGAGCUGCGGCAUGCGGUGUGUAUUUUCUACCUGGUUCUGCGAGCUCUGGACACCAUGGAGGACGACAUGAGCAUCCCGCUGGAGAAGAAGGUCCCGUUGCUGCAGGACUUCCACACGUUCCUCUAUCAGCCGGAGUGGAGCUUCAGCGAGAGCAGAGAGAAGGACCGGCAGGUGCUGGAGGAUUUCCCCACGAUUUCAGUGGAGUUCAGGAAUUUGGGCCAGCAGUAUCGUGAUGUGAUUUCAGACAUUUGUCACCGGAUGGGUGUGGGAAUGGCCGAAUUCCUGGAGAAGAAGGUUUCCUCCAUGAAAGAGUGGGACAAGUACUGUCAUUAUGUGGCCGGUCUGGUGGGGAUCGGUCUGUCCCGUCUGUUCUCGGCGUCCCAGCUGGAGGACACUGAGGUGGGCCGGGACACGGAGCUGGCAAACUCCAUGGGUCUGUUCCUCCAGAAGACCAACAUCAUCAGGGACUAUCUGGAGGACCAGCAGGAGGGAAGGGCCUUCUGGCCGCAGGAGGCCUGGAGUCAGUUUGCGUCGCGUCUGGAGGAUUUGGCUCAUCCUCAGCACCUGAGCUCUGCCCUGUCCUGCCUCAACCUGCUGGUGACCGAUGCUCUCCAUCACGUCCCAGACGUCAUCGAAUAUCUGUCCCGCCUCCGCAACCAGAGCGUCUUCAACUUCUGUGCCAUUCCUCAGGUGAUGGCGAUAGCGACUCUGUCGGCGUGCUACAACAAUCCUCAGGUGUUUCAGGGUGUGGUGAAGAUCCGGAAGGGUCAGGCGGUGACGCUCAUGAUGCAGGCCACAAACAUGGGCGCCGUCCAGAGCAUCAUUGCGCAGUACAGUCAGGAGAUCCUGCAGAAGGUGUCCGCCACGGACCCGUCCCGAGAGAAGACGCUGCGCAUCCUGAGCCUCAUCCAUGAGAAGAGCCUGUCUCCAGCCGCGCUCUCGUCCCGAGCGCACCACAUCUCUCCCGUCUACGUCUCGGCCGCCAUGCUGCUAGCGGCGCUCAGCUGGCAGUACCUAAACGCCACGGCCGGCCAGCCACCGGGGGGCGCCGACAUGCAGGGACACUGAGACCCCGGCCAAACUCACUCUGCCAAACCACUGCGCUGCACACAGCCACCAGUCUGGGAGUCUUAGCUUUCUUUCUGUUUCACUAAAAGUUGUUCAGGUCAUUUUCACCCCAAAAUCAAAUGAGAAAAAAAAUAAAAAAAUGCGUGUGUAUAUAUAUAAAUUAGUUUUUAUAUAUGUAAUAUAUAGAAAAUAUUUUUUUUUCUCACUCACUCGCUCUCUCUCUCUCUCUCUCUCUCUCUCUCUCUCUCUCUCUCUCUAUAUAUAUAUAUAUAUAUAUAUAUAUAUAAAGAGAGAGAAAAGAAAAAAAAUAUGUAUAUGAAGAGUUCAGAUGCAAAAGCCUCUAAGUGCCAUUUGAAAUGUUCUUGUAAAAAAGGCUCCUAAUUUUAGGUUCAGUAAUUUCACUUUAAUGGCAAUGAAUGGUUUUUUUAUUUCACUUAAAGUUGUUCAGGUAAUUUUCACCCCAAAAUCUAAUGGUAACACUACAAUAAGGUUCAUUAGUUAACAACAUUAGCAAACAUGAACUAAGAAGGAACAAAACUUCUACAGCAUUUAUUAAUCUUAGUUAAUGUUAAUUUCAGCAUUUACUAAUGCAUUAUUAAAAUCACGAGUUGAGUUUGUUAACGUUAUUUAAUGCACUGUGAACUAACAUGAAUAAACAAUGAACAACUGUAUUUUCAUAAACAUUAACAAAGAUUAAUAAAUAGAGUAAUAAAUGCAUUGUUCAUUGUUUGUUCAUGUUAGUUAAUACAUUAAACUAAUGUUAACAAAUGACACCUUAUUGUAAAGUGUUACCAAUAAAAUAAUUAUAUAUAAUUUUAUAAAUUGAAUUAGAUUUUAUAGUUUUUAUUAGUUUUAUAGUUUAUUAGUUUUAUUUUAUUAGUUUUGUAAUAUAUAGAAAAGAAUAUAUAUAUAGAGA
This is a messenger RNA of Onychostoma macrolepis, 2630 nucleotides long. It is a transcript of the gene fdft1, whose product is annotated as farnesyl-diphosphate farnesyltransferase 1. Gene Ontology annotation, biological process: farnesyl diphosphate metabolic process; cholesterol biosynthetic process. NCBI's taxonomy places the organism in Eukaryota, Metazoa, Chordata, Actinopteri, Cypriniformes, Cyprinidae. Gene Ontology annotation, cellular component: endoplasmic reticulum membrane. Bases 380 to 1714 code for a protein of 444 amino acids. The transcript is spliced from 7 exons. Gene Ontology annotation, molecular function: squalene synthase [NAD(P)H] activity. The record is from RefSeq and is a predicted model, not a curated record.